AUGGCCGACAUCACUGACCAGCACGACCAAACCACCCCAACCGAGCUCGACGACGCGCACUCGGUCGGCAAUGGAAACUCGGUCGCCGGAGAGUCUCGUGGCAUCAAGCGCGCCCGACCUAGCACUGCCGACGACGACGAUGACGACGACGAGAAGGGCGGCCGUGAGCGUCGCAAGAUUGAGAUCAAGUUCAUCAGCGACAAGUCGCGCCGCCAUAUCACAUUUUCCAAGCGCAAGGCUGGUAUCAUGAAGAAGGCCUACGAGUUGUCAGUCUUGACAGGCACCCAGGUGCUCCUCCUCGUCGUGUCCGAAACUGGCCUCGUCUAUACAUUCACGACGCCGAAGCUCCAGCCUCUGGUUACCAAGUCCGAGGGCAAGAAUCUGAUCCAGGCCUGCUUGAACGCGCCAGAGCCUUCUAGCAGCGCUGAGAAUGGUGUCGACGACGCUAAUGCCGUCGACUCCCCCGAGGAGCCGCCCAGCAGCCAUCUUCCUCCUCAGCAGGGACGACCUGGAAUGCCGCAGCCUCACGCCAUGCCUCCCAACUACAUGCCCGUUGGCGGGAUGGACCCCAGCGCGAUGGCUUAUCAGAACUACGUGAGCCAACAGCGCGGCGGCCAAUACAUGCCGCAAUCCGGUCUGCAACAGCACGCUGGUCACCAGUCGUAA
Messenger RNA from Podospora anserina S mat+, 666 nucleotides. RefSeq lists its product as uncharacterized. Bases 1 to 666 code for a protein of 221 amino acids. The record is from RefSeq and is a predicted model, not a curated record. The transcript is spliced from 3 exons. Gene Ontology annotation, biological process: positive regulation of transcription by RNA polymerase II. Gene Ontology annotation, molecular function: RNA polymerase II cis-regulatory region sequence-specific DNA binding; DNA-binding transcription factor activity, RNA polymerase II-specific; protein dimerization activity. NCBI's taxonomy places the organism in Eukaryota, Fungi, Ascomycota, Sordariomycetes, Sordariales, Podosporaceae.